Phaeoacremonium minimum UCRPA7 is the source of this 279-nucleotide messenger RNA. RefSeq names its product putative 60s ribosomal protein l44 protein. Bases 1 to 279 code for a protein of 92 amino acids. NCBI's taxonomy places the organism in Eukaryota, Fungi, Ascomycota, Sordariomycetes, Togniniales, Togniniaceae. The record is from RefSeq and is a predicted model, not a curated record. Gene Ontology annotation, biological process: translation. Gene Ontology annotation, cellular component: ribosome; cytosolic large ribosomal subunit. The transcript is spliced from 8 exons. Gene Ontology annotation, molecular function: structural constituent of ribosome.
AUGGCACAAGUUGUUGACCAUGAAUCACAGGUCACACAGUACAAGGCCGGAAAGGCUUCCCUAUUCGCUCAGGGAAAGAGACGUUACGACCGCAAGCAGUCUGGUUUCGGUGGUCAAACCAAACCCGUCUUCCACAAGAAAGCCAAGACUACCAAGAAGGUCGUGCUGCGUCUAGAAUGUGUCUCCUGCAAGACCAAGACUCAACUGGCUCUGAAGCGCUGUAAGCACUUCGAGUUGGGUGGCGACAAGAAGACGAAGGGUGCGGCUCUGGUGUUCUAA